GUUGUUAAUAAACAGAAAUGAACGGCGGAGUUAGACCAAUAAGGAAACGGAAUCCUAGAGAUGCUGCAAACUUAUUGUCGCACCUUUUCAUUGGAUAUAUUUAUAAAACUAUCGGGAAAGGUGUACGUAAAGACCUGGAGGAUAGUGAUGUUUACGAGGUAAUUAGAGGUUGCGAGUCAAAGACGUUAGGCGAUCGUCUGGAAAAGGAAUGGAGGAAGGAAGUGUCCAAAAAAAAACCCUCUCUUCUAAAAGCAAUACUGAGGAUACACGGCUUGAUGUAUAUCUGUCUCGGUGUUAGUAUUUUUGUAUACGAAACGACGUUGGUUACCAUUUUAGAGCCAAUUUUAAUGGGAAAAGUAACAUCUUACUUUGAACCAGGCACAAACAGAACUAAAUCGGAAACCACAUUGUAUACAAUCGGAUUAUGUGGAUGCUCUGUACUGCUCUGUCUUUGUAACAACCAAUUUUUGCUGGGACUUUUAACUAUGAGUUUAAAAAUACGCGUAGCAGUUACGUCGUUAAUAUACAGGAAAUGUUUGAAAUUGAACACGAAUUUCUCCGCUCAGUACAAUGCUGGAAAAGCGGUGACAUUGGUAUCGAAGGAUAUUCUACAGUUUUUUGACUCGGCAGAUUACGCCUUGAUGAUCGUGGUUGGAAUUCCUCAGUUUUGUGUCAUGAUGGUCGUUUCAUAUCUUCAAAUUGGAGUGUCCGCCAUCGCUGGAGCGUCUUUGAUUUUCUUUGUGUUACCGAUCAAUUUGUAUUUGGGAAAAUUGGCCACAAGUUACCGACUAAAAACUGCCGGAAAAACUGACAAUAGAAUCAAAAGUACCCAAGAAAUAUUAACAGCGAUGCGCAUCAUUAAACUGUACACUUGGGAGAAGUUCUUUUCAAAGUCGCUCGACACACUGAGAAAGCGAGAAAUCAAAGACCUACGAAUUUUGCUCUACAUUAAGGCACUCGCGUCGGCCUUCGGUGAGCUGUCAUCACGUAUCGCGUUCUACAUCUGCGUAAUCACCUACAUCACUCUGGGAAACCACAUUACCGCCGAAAAGGCCUUCAUCGUCACAGGUUGCUUUGGUGCGCUGCGAUCUGUACUUACAACUUAUAUGCCAAUGGGAAUAACUCAACUGGCGGAAUUGAAGGCGUCUUUAGGACGUAUAACCAGUUUUUUAUUGCUGGAAGAAGUUCCUGAAGCAAUUUGUCGCGACGUCCGUGCAGGAGAAAUCAUCGUGAAGGAUCUUACGGUUAAACUGGCAGGAGAGACCGUUUUGGCUGCAGUUAAUGUGGAGAUUUCGAAAGGACUGACUUUGAUAAUCGGGCCGACCGGUUCCGGUAAGUCAAGCUUUCUGAAGGCCAUACUUGGAGACGUUAGUUUAUCGGAAGGAAAAGUAACUAGGAGCGGAAACGUUUCGUAUGGAUCUCAAGAGCCCUGGUUGUUUCCAGCGACGGUACGCCAAAAUAUUAUUUUCGGGGAGAAGUUUGACGAAGACAGGUUUCGGGACGUAAUCAAGGUUUGCGCGCUCGAGCGCGAUCUGGGUGCAUUUGCGAAUGGUGAUCAAACUAUAGUUACCGAUCGUGGAUUGAAUUUGAGCAAAGGGCAGAAGGCGAGAAUUAAUUUGGCACGUGCCAUCUACAAAGAGGCAGACAUUUACUUACUAGACGACUGUUUGUCUUCUGUUGACAAUCGUGUUGGAAAACAUAUCUUUGAUGAAUGCAUCAAAGGAUUCCUUAAAAAUUCCAUAUGCGUACUGGUUAGUAAUAGCCCACUCCGCUUGGAUGGGGACGAUGUGGUCAUGGUCUUGAGUAAUUGUCGCGUCAAAUUCUGUGACCGCUUCAGUAAUUUUGUUAAAUGGGACGAUAAGGAAGUUGACACAAACUUGAGUUACAAUACAAGUGACCCAAAGAUGGAGAUACAAACUGUUUCCAACACGAUUUCACCUGAGAAAAAUGAUGUAAGUGCCCCUGACAAUUACAGAGAAUUAAAUCGAGUUGGACAAGUAAAUAGAAGCGUAUACUUCGCUUAUUUUGCUUCUGGUGGAGGAUGGAAAAUGUUGUUGGCGGUUUUACUAUUCUUCAUUGCUGCUCAAGUUGCAAACAGCUGGUCAGAUUACUUUGUUAGCUUUUGGGUCGACAUGGAACAAGACCUUACCGGCUUUCAUUUAAAUAAUACCAUCGAUUCCGCCGAAUAUUCAGAGUUAGAAGAUGCACAUGACAAAGUGAUCAAGUCGUACUCAUUUGUGAUGCUGGGUGCAUCCAUUUUUACCGUGCUUCGUGCCGUCGUAUUUUACAUCUUCAGCUGCAAAGCAUCAAGCGCAAUUCACAGUUCGGUAAUGGCAAAUAUUUUAAGGACACGAACCUCUUUUUUUGACAACAAUCUCUCGGGAAAUGUACUGAAUCGUUUCUCUCGUGAUUUGGCGGUGAUUGACGAACAAAUGCCAGGCACACUAGAUGGAGUGUUAAACGUUAUUUUGUCAGUGCUGGGCGUAUUCUUUGUGGUUUCAUCCGUAAACCUCUACUUCAUUAUUCCAUCGCUAAUAUUUAUGGUUCUGUUGUAUUUUGCUCGCCGUUUGUAUUUGCCAACUGGUCGAAGCCUACGGCGCCUUGAGGGAGCAUCCAGAAGUCCAAUGAUCGGCUAUAUUAACGCCACCUUAGAAGGCCUGACAACAAUUCGAGCCAGUCGAGCCCAAAGAAUUUUGGAAAAGGAGUUUGAUAACCACCAAGACGUGUACAGUUCCGUUGUCUACAUGAACAUCGUAGCUUCCAGAGCGUUUGGUUUUUACGUCGAUAUGACAUGCGCCUUUUACAUAGCCGUUAUAACUCUAUCAUUUUUAUUGUUCAAAACCGAAAGUCUAGCGGGAAAAGUUGGAUUAGCCAUAUCGCAGUCAUUUAGGCUCACCAGCUUAUUACAAAAUGGAAUACGGCAAUGGGCUGAACUUGAAAGUCAAAUGACGUCCACUGAAAGAGUGCUGGAAUACAACAGUCUUAAUGUUGAAGAAGCAACUGGUAGUAAACCGGGAACUUGGCCCAGCAAAGGUACUAUCGAGUACAAAAAUGUUCAUUUGCAAUAUUCAGCCAAAGCAGAGCCAGUUUUGAAGAACGUGAAUUUUUACUUAGAAAGCAGGCAAAAAGUGGGAGUAGUGGGUCGAACUGGAGCCGGCAAGACGUCAUUGGUUUCGACGCUGUUCCGAAUGUAUGACUACGAAGGAUCGAUUUUAAUUGACGAUGUCGAUAUUAAAACUGUGGCGAUCAAGUAUCUGCGAUCCAAAAUAUCUAUAAUCCCACAAGACCCAGUGCUGUUCUCGGGCACAGUAAGAACAAAUUUAGAUCCCUACUACAAAUAUCAAGAUAAAGUCAUUUGGGAUGCUUUGGAUGAAGUCGAAAUGAAGAACUGUUUUAAAACUUUGGACGCUGAAAUUACCGAAUCUGGUACAGGAUUGAGCGUUGGUGAAAGGCAGCUGCUCUGCUUGGCUAGAGCAGUUGUUCACAACAAUAGUAUUUUAGUAUUAGAUGAAGCCACAGCAAAUCUCGAUCCUAGAACUGAUAACCUUAUUCAAAGGACGAUCAGGAGACGAUUUGGUGGAUGCACUGUCAUAACAAUAGCUCAUAGACUGAACACUGUGAUUGACUCGGAUGUGAUCAUUGUCAUGGACGGUGGAAAAAUCGUCCAAUUUGGUCCGCCAAAAGUAUUAUUAGAAGACAAGGAUAGUUUAUUCUAUUGCAUGGUUAAAGACUCCAGAAUAGAAUUCUAACUUUUCUUACUUUGUAUUCACUCAAUUGAUUUUCUACAGUAAUAUGGGACCUUUA
This is a messenger RNA of Photinus pyralis (common eastern firefly), 3804 nucleotides long. RefSeq names its product probable multidrug resistance-associated protein lethal(2)03659. The record is from RefSeq and is a predicted model, not a curated record. Lineage: Eukaryota; Metazoa; Arthropoda; Insecta; Coleoptera; Lampyridae. The transcript has 8 exons. Bases 18 to 3749 code for a protein of 1243 amino acids. Gene Ontology annotation, molecular function: ABC-type transporter activity; ATP binding; ATP hydrolysis activity. Gene Ontology annotation, biological process: transmembrane transport. Gene Ontology annotation, cellular component: membrane.